Molecule: messenger RNA, 9352 nt
Organism: Columba livia (rock pigeon)
Lineage: Eukaryota; Metazoa; Chordata; Aves; Columbiformes; Columbidae
Gene: TPPP
Product: tubulin polymerization promoting protein
Exons: 4
Coding region: 239-898 (219 amino acids)
Biological process (GO): microtubule bundle formation; positive regulation of protein polymerization; microtubule polymerization
Cellular component (GO): microtubule
Molecular function (GO): tubulin binding
Source: RefSeq, a predicted model, not a curated record
ACCUCAGGUUCCGCGGGGGGCGGGAGCGGCCGCGCGCCGGACAGCCCUCCCGGCCUAUGGAGGCGAGCGGCGGAGGGGCGGGCAGGCGGUGCCGGACGCUUGCCAAUGCCUGGGCAGCGAGGGCGGAGCUUGCUGGAGCUGCCGCGCCGGCUUCACACGGGCUCUCGGUAGCGCCAGAGACUGGGGCAGAGGCAGCUUGGGCUGACGGGACCUGCCGCCACUCGACAGCCGGCGCACAAUGGCUGACAAUAAAGCGAAGUCAACAAAACCUGUGCAUAAGACUCCUCCAAAGUCUCCUUCAGACCCAGCAAAGGACCGAGCAGCAAAAAGAUUAUCUUACGAUUUAAACAGCUCCUAUGAGGGAGCUAUGGCAGGAGAAAUAAGUGCUCUGGAAGAGGCCUUUAGAAAAUUUGCCAUCCAUGGUGAUACAAGAGCCACAGGAAAAGAAAUGCAUGGGAAGAACUGGUCAAAGCUAUGUAAGGACUGUCAUGUGAUAGAUGGGAAGAAUGUGACAGUCACAGAUGUUGACAUUGUCUUCAGUAAAAUCAAGGGAAAGUCUUCCAGAACUAUCACUUUUGAGCAAUUUAAGGAAGCUCUUCAAGAACUCUCCAAGAAGCGAUUCAAAGACAAGAAUGAUGAGGAAGCAGUUCAAGAAAUAUAUAAACUAAUUGAAGGAAAAGCACCGAUUAUAUCCGGAGUAACGAAAGCCAUUUCAUCUCCAACUGUAUCACGCCUUACAGAUACAUCAAAAUUCACAGGCUCUCACAAAGAGAGGUUUGAUCCCAGUGGGAAAGGAAAAGGCAAAGCUGGCCGAGAAGAUCUGGUGGAUGCUUCAGGAUACGUAUCUGGCUAUAAGCAUGCAGGCACAUAUGAUCAUAAAGUACAAGGAAGCAAGUAAGGCUGAAGGUUUACAACACAGAGGAGGAAAAAGAGAGGGCAAAAGAGAAUAUAUUUGUAAGAAUGAUGUAGAUUAAUCCCACAUGUUUUGGUUAUUGUGAAUGCUAAGACUAUGUUGUCAAGAAAUUUUCAGGAACUGGAACUGAUUUCAACAUCUGCUGAGCUACUUGCAGCACAAUGCCACUUCGUUACAUUCCUCAUGUGUAUAUUGGCAAAAAUAAAUGUAUUGGUACAAAAAAAUACAGCAUUUUAUUGAGCUUUAGAUAGAAAAACAGAACAAAAAAACCAACCACCACUACCAUAAAACAUCUAAGUCAAGACAAUUUUAUCACAUUUUGUCAAUUCAAGCAAAAGAUCUCAAGCAUUCCUAAAUGUCCAGUUGCCUUGAGGAUGUCAAACAGAACCUCUUGAAAAGAGGGUCUUUCAUAGCAGUCUUUCUGAAGAAUAUCCCAUUAUUUAUACAGUUUUAUUUGACUACUGUUUUGGAGCUUUUAAAAAAUGUCUUAUAUGGAAUCUGGCACUUUCCUUAAAACAUUCAACAAUAUACUAUUGGGGAGUAAGUGGUUGUAAAAUACAAGGUGCUAACCUGUGUCAUACACCACUCAUGAAAAACUGAAAAAAAAAAAAAGCUAUUUCUAGGACAAUAUAGGUUCUAAAGUAUUUUAUGUUAAUAGAAAGUAGUGGAAAAUAUUAAUACUUUCCUCCUGUCUAUACUUUGCUUUGUUACUGUGUGUACUGUAACAUAGUUCUGACUGGCUGGAUUUGGAUGGAGCUAUUGUACUAACCUGAGAGGUGAUGAAUGAGACAUUACCAAGAAAGUUUAUUAAAGCUUUUUGCAGUCUGUUUUCAAGUUUGCACUGCCUCACAUUUGAAAUGAAGGGGGCAUUAAGCUAAUUAAUGCUUUAAAAUAUUGGUUAUGACUAAACACUGCCAAUCAGUUUGCUUUUAAGUGAAUGUUAUUAAGCACAUACAUUGGCACAUAUUCCCUUUAAGCUCUAACAUACCUAAGAAAAGUUUACAACCCCUUGGAAUUAGGACAUUUACAAUUAAUAUCCAUGUAAUUAGGUGUAGUUUGUCCACAAAAAUAUGCUGUUAUAACCAGGAUACAUUUUAUGUUAGAUUUGUUUGAAGCCAGGGGAUUUGAUUCUCUGUUCACUUUUGUUGCCUAACUUGGGAGUAAUUGUAUUGAUAGGCAUGGCUUUCUGCUGCUAUAGAAGGAGAACUAGUUCUACGGGCUUAAGGUACAGGCAGCUGAGUGUGACCUGCCUGGGGCCCAGAAUGCCAAGCAGCUUAACAGGAAUAAAAAUAACUCAGUUUUUAUAGUGGUUAAAAAGGAGGGAAAAGGCUGGUCCAAUUUUCCGCAAGACCUGAACAAGUACUGUAAUGUAUUACUCUGCUUCUCUAAAACUAUGAAAGAUAAGAUUUUCAGUAUUCAAAAUCAGUUGCUAGCAGUUCUGCCAUGCUUUCUUUCCAAAAGAGCUCAUGCACUGAUUUUCAUGUUCAACUCUCAAUAAAGGUUAAUAAAUUUACUGCUCUCCCCCAAUCUGCAUCAGCAUCCCACUCAGAGCAUUUAAAAUGUACUGAGCACUGUGUGCUGUCAGUGCAGGUCAACAGGCUGUAUUUGGCCAAUGUCUGGAAACAGAGCACUGUUUUUUCAGCCCUUAAACUGUUCAUGUUUUGUUUUUCGGACAUUGAAUGGUAGCCUUUAUUGUAACUUUGCCUACAAUGACCCUUUGAGCCUAUACAUCAGCCUGAAACCAAAACAAUAAUAACAAAACAAAGGCAAGGACUUCCUUUGGACUGAGAGGUUUGUUUAUAAUAUAUUUGGGGUUUUGUUUUGAAGAGGGAUGGAAAUUUUCCAAAACUUAGGAUAUGUUGUAAAGAUUUAAAUGGAUUUUGCCAUGGUUGGCUCUGGUUACCUGGGAAGAUUUUUGAUGUGUAUAAGGAUGCUCAGGAUGAGAAUCAUCCAGAAUUGUGAAACCUUUCCAGGAGUUACCCAUUGUUCUUGAAGAAAAAUUUCCAUGGAAUUGAAGGAUUGUACAUUCCUGUGUUGCACUGGUGAACUGUCACACUCUGGGGCAGAAAAUAGCAUACUGUGAUGCCAACAAGGGCUUAAUUAUUCCAACAUGGUAAUUAAUUGUCUAAAUGUAGAGAACCUCCUUCUACAUCACUGGUUUCUGAGCACCUGAAGAAGACUCUGGGAUAUUCCUGUUUUUUUAUUAAUAAGAAGGCUAAGCCUCUAACCCUUGAUAAAUCCUUCAGCUAAGUGACAGACAAAACCAGUGUCUGUAUUCUUCCCAUUGACUUUUAAGACUUUACUUGUAACUCACUGGUACCUGAAAAUACCUGGACCCAGCCCAAAUGAGGGGUGAAGUGCAGCCUACUGGACUACAGCCCUUUCAGCACACUGUUGAUCUGGCUGUUGCUAGCUAGCUGCCUUGUUUGGCACAUCAGGUGAUACUUAACCUGAGGUUCACAAGUAACAGGCUUUCUCAGGUACGCAAAUACUGAGUGUCAGUAAUGCCAGACUGUUGCUACUCAGGAGGAGUGAUUGGCUAGGAAGGUUUUAAGGUAUAAGUAGGUCUUAAGUUGCUAGUUCAUGGUAUGAGAGAGACCAGUACACUCUAAGAUAGAAGACAUACAAAGGAACUGAGAAUGUGGACAGAUCCAAGCUGACACAGGCUAGAAAUUGAGCCACCCUGUUUUGCUUAGAAGAGACUGAUGAAACUACCUAGAUUCUGUGAGAGUUUACUUUGCAUUACUUGUACAGUAUAAAAUCCCUGCCGUGAACCAAAGUACUUUGUUUGGACCUUUGAAAUACUUCGAAUUGGCGUAGUAAGCUUUGGAUCAGGUACCUGAGAAGAUGCUUCAGAUAGCAGUAUUUUAUUUUGAGGAGCAUACCUCUUUGUUUCUUCUUAGUUUCUACAGUUAGAUAGUUUUAAAACUCAAGCAAAUAGAUGCAUGGAAAGAGGUUAUUCUGAUAUGACAGUGAUAAAGGGAAAUAUUGGCUGGAAAGAUAGUACUUUUGAAAGAUUUUUCACUUUUACUACACUUGGUGUGGAAGUUAAGGGCUGUGAAUAAAAGCAACAUAUGCAGCUGUGUAUUAGGAGUGCAGCCACCUGUUUAAGCUCUUACCUUUCCGCUAAUAUCUGUAGAAAAUUAAAAGCCUAAAUACUAGCUUGAAUGUUAGCCAUAAGUUCCAGUCCUGCUUGGAAACAAGGCACAGUACAUUUUAUUGUUCAUCUGCCAUUUCCUCAACUCAGGACAGCAAGUACAGCUGGUACCACAGAAAUGAUGGGAAGGGAUAGCUCAGGCAGUACAGGAGGUGACCCAUUUUCUACCCUUGAAGUGUUGUAGAGCAUAUGCUCUUCCUGUGCACCAUACUCCAGAUUAAGUAAAUGUCACAUCUGAAGUAAGGACAUGGGUACCUAAUAAGGUUUACACUGCUUUUUUUCAGGCAUCUCAACUCAUUAAAUCUAACUUUCCAAUCUAACUUUCUAGUCUGAUUUUCAGCAUCUUAUAUAGCACUUUUUUAUCUGACAUCUUCUAUAAAAUCCUGUUGUUCCUAAUUAUCUUUGCAUUAUUGCUGAACAGGCUAUCAAAAAAAAGGUGAUCAGAAAAUUCAGGAAGCUUUUAAGAAAAACUGCCUUAAAGAACAAACUCAAAUUAUACUGUUCAUUUAAAAUUAAACCCUUAAAUACUAUGGCAGUACACAAUCUUACUGUAUCUCUACUGAGGCUUAAAUGACCAUCAAAGCCUUUGCAAGACGGUGGACAAGAAAUAAAAAUCCUCACUGAGGCAAAAGAAUAGUCUUGUUUUCUAAAAAUAACCUAGCUUUUAACUAAAAUAUGCAGAAGUCAAAUAGGAUUUCAUUCUAUUGCUUGCUUACUAGUUCCAUCUAGUUACUCUAUCUGCUUUAGUUACUUGUCGAGAAUUUUGCAACAAUCUUACCAAUAUGGAAAUGUCAGAAACAAAAAAUUAUUGUCCUGCUUUUUGUGACUAUCAAUGCCAUCACAAUAGGGUUACUGAGAAUAAGCUAUUUAAAAUUGUACAUUUUUCAACAGUCCUGUGUGAACUGUUGUCACUAAUUGUAAUCAAAUAUUUGGAUUCCCAAAGGAAAUGUUGAACAUUGCACAGUGACCAAGAUCUAGCCCCCGUUUUUUUCUUUUUAAACCUACAGUAUUUCUGAUCUCUUUUUCACUUUCAAUAAGGGAAAGGGAGAUGUCAAAACUACUCACACAUCACAGCCUGUGUUUUUUGUCAGCAUAGAGAUUGUCCUUCAAAGAUAUUUUGGAUUGAAGUGUGAUAUUUUCUAUGUAUUUUACUUACUUUACCUAAAUUAAAAAUUCCUCAGGCAACUUUUUGGCCUCUGUUAAUGAACUGGCUUUUCAGCCACCCAUAUUUUUCCUCUGUUGGCUCAAUUAAUAUUUUCUAUGGUAGCUAGAUUUAGUUGGAACUAAAAGGCAAAUGACUGCUAUGGAUUUGGUUUGCAAGUGAUAAGUAUCCCAAACAUCUGUAGAGAAAAUCCUCAUGUAUCUUUUUGCCAAACCAAAACUUUAGGGUUGUAAUGGAUAAUUUUUUCCUAAGGCCUAUCAUAGUUAUAAAAGAAAUGUUAAUUCUUUGUGCCUGCAUGUAUGAUAUUCAAAACAUAACCACGCCUUUCAGUGAUGCAUGUGUUCUGGGAGCAUGUGCCUGUCAUCCAUGAAUAAGAAUUUGUUUUCACUGGCCAAGAAAGAAAUCUUUUACUUUCAUGAUAGAGCAAAUGUACCAGUACAUGUCCUCUUAACUAUAUUAGCCUUGGGUGCGUGCCAAAAUAACUACACCUUUGUGUAAACUGUUUUUAGUGUGAAUAUUAUGUUCUUGGCUUGUUUAUUAGUUGGUAAUGAGUAAUGUAAUACACAAGGCUUGUACAGAUUUGUGUGUGUGUGUACACAUACUCUUUGGAUCCAGCUAAGUAAACUAUAUAGAUUUUGAUCCAAACCGCAACUCUUAUUAGGGCCAGACUCCAGUCCUGCAGCCAGUACUGUUCAGCUUGGCCAGUUGGUGACACUGCCAUUCUCCCUCCAUAGUAUGAAGGUAAAGAUCUAAGGAGGCUUUUAUGUUUUUACAAGUCUACCAUGUUCCUAUUUCUGGGGUAAAUCACUUUUCAGUGGUUUUGUCAUAGACUUAAUGUGACAAGAAGAGUCUCUCUUAUAGUGAGGAACUAGGAGAGACAGUGUCAGGGUGAAAGCAAGAUUUCCUCUGAGUGCUUUCAAGAGACCAUUUAAACUUAUGCACUGCAUAGGUCCUAUAUUUUCCCUUGCCCCAACUUCGUGAAGCAAGUUGACACUUACCUAUGUGUGCACACAGUUCAUUCAUCAUCAGUUAGUAAGUACAAAGUCAUGGUGUAUUGAGGUGGGAACAGGAAACAGGACUGGUUUAAAAUGCUUAUGGACUUGAGUCUUACAUAGACCUUUAUGAAAUUAAAUAUCUGAAGCAUAAUGACAGAUCUCAAACUUGUGUGAAAUUCUCAGAGUCUGGAAUGCCUCAGCUUGAUACAUGUGUACCUCCUGUAUUUGGAGUGCUUGCCCAUAAAAUACCAUUUAGUCAUUUUGUGCACCCAGGUGCCCAUUUGGCUUACCUAAUAUAAGCUGGAAAUAAUGAACUGGGAUGUUCUUUUUAAGUCUUCAGAAUCCUAAAACAAGUGAAAGACCUUUAGUUGCAUUCAUGCUGCAUGCUUGCUUAUUAAACUCAAAAACAGUGCUUUGAAAGACGUCCCAGCUAAGAACGGUGCAGAUAGAACCUCCACAUCUUAAUUCUCCAAUUUUUUUUUUUUUUUUUUUUUUUUUUUUUUGUGGAGAGAAACUGCAGUAAUAUAUUUGGUAUUUUUUAAUGGUUUUCAAUAUAUUAACUUGGUGUUAUUGCUUCAAAAUCCCUAUGGAGAAGGUGGAUUUCAAAAAAAAAAGCCUCUUUGCUGGUAUUCUUGACAGUCAUCUGCAAUACUGGUAGUCUGAUUUUUUUUUUUUUUUUUUAAUAAAUUUUCUUUUGUAAUCAUACACAUGCACAUGCCCUACUUUGGGGCAUGUACAUACAAGUGAGUGGCAAGACUACAGAAGAGGUUUUUUUAUUUUAAUACCUUACAUUUGGAAAUUAACAUUGAAAUGCCCAACUGACUAACCCGAUUUGGAAAAAUGUUAAGCACCUACCAUAUUCCAUUGCAGUGAAACAGCCAAAGAAUUAAUUUUCAAAUAUAGUUACGCAGCAUCUCUUUUUGUGAAUUACUGUAAAGCUUAUGGCACUGUAGGAAGUGAGUCUUAACACUCAUGGUAAUUUGCCUUUACCUUCAGUUGUCUUUAUUCAAGGUUUUUCUAUUACUUUGCACAUUUUUAGAACAGAUCACAAACGUUAAUAAAGUUGCAUUCAAGUUAAUUACAAAUGUAGCCAUAAAAAGAUACUUCAUCCAUUUUUCCAUUUUGAUGAGGAGCUAUAUUAUGGAUGAUCAACAAGAUAAGGAAAAAGAUGGCAAUCUUUAUCCCCACAAUGCUGAAUUAUUUUAAGCUCCAGUUUACAUCAGAUGAGUUUCUGUAUGCUUGCAUUUGCUCAAAUGCUAUUUUUAAACAAAGUAAUUAAAUAAUGUGAAAUAAUGCAGCCUGGACGCUGUUAAAUAGGGUUAUAUUCAUGCAACUGAAAUGCUGUAUUUCUGUAACAUUAAUGCUGAAUAUAUACUAGGUCUUUACAAAGGCUUUGUGUAAGUUCAGUUAACCUACAAACUCUGAUGUCCUGUGUAAAAUCCUGAUAGCAAACUACAUUUGUUAGCCCCGUAGUGUAUGAAGUGUCAAGGUCAUAGACAAAAACAAGUUACAGGAUGAACAAAAGUGUGUUUGUGUGCAUCUUUGUGCUGCAUUCAGAAUAUGUCAGCUUUGGCUAAUUAUUGCAGCAGGAAAAAUGUUUUGUAUAACGUGUAUAAUACAAAGUAAUUUGUCUUUACAUCCUGUAAAGCAGAGAAAUAGUGACUGUUGGAUAAGUAUAUUGAAGUUUAUUCUUAGCAACGUUUUAUGUUUCACAGAUUUAAAUAUUACAGGAGAAAUAUAUAUUUAUACGGAAGUAUAAUUUUUGAAUGUUUGAGGUUGGUUUUCUUCAGUCGUGAACCAUUUAUUAAUCCAUAUUAUGCUUUAUUCCUUUGCUAGUUUGUUUAUCUGUCCAUGCUAUUCCAACAUCCAUUUCUAACUUGAUUUAGAUGUUUUGAUGCUUUAUUUGCACAAAUCUGGAUGUGCAUGCCAUCAGGACAUGAUUAUAAAGUGUAGAGGCAAAACUGUUUUGUCUUUGGUUACCUAGAGCACUAAUAAAAAUUUAAUUGUUAAAUAAUGGUAGUAUGUAGAUAGGUCUUGUCAUAGUCUUCCUUGGAACACUGUACAACAUGAUAGAAACCUUCAGUGAAUCUUACUGUUUCUUGUUCUUAUUUUCAUUUGUCUUUCAUCUUGGUCCAGAAAACCAGGAAGCUGCUGUGUGCUAAUAAUUACCUGUAAUAUUUAUAAUUGCAGGCAUUGCAAACAUUAAUAUUCAGCUGUACUGGCCUACUGUGUUCACUGUGAAAUUUCAACACGGUAAAAAUUUUACAUGAUCAUUUAACCAUGUAAGUUUACUUUUUUUUCUUAGAAAUUUAACACUGAACUUUUUGUUUUCCUUAUUGCAAAUGAACAACUUGAGCAUAGUAUUUCUUAAUCUUAACUAUAAUAGAUAAAUAUAUCUUAAACAAAGAUUUUUUAACCACUUGACGAAGGGGGCCAGGCACCAUCCAGUGCAAAGCACACUGAGCAAAAUCUUAUCCCCACUGCAGUCAGUGCCAAAAUUCUAACUGGUGUUAGCAAAAAUGGAACCAUCACUACCAAGGGGUUAAUAUGCUUAGUAACCAUGACAAGAGGUUAUGGGGGAGCACAACAGUGAUUCUCUCUUUCCCUAUUUUUGUUUCUGUUAAUUUAAAACUACUACUAUUCAAUCUUUAAAAUAAGAAACUUGAAGGGGGGAUCAUAUACUACUAGUUUGUACUAGUUUUUUUCAGGAAAAGGAAACAAAUAUAUAUAUAUAUAUAUGCAAUAUAUUUUUACACUGUUUAUUAAUGCUAGAAAGUAUUAAAUGUAUCACUUUAUCAGUGUGAAUGUUAAAGUAAUGACAAUGUUAUGGAUGUUUUAAACAUUUAAACAUUUGAAGUUGUCUUGUUAAAUUCUAAACCCACAUUAACAAUGGAAAAGCUACUUUGUCUACAACAUUAUUGUUGAUACUUUAUGGAAAAGUUCAAGUACAGCAGUUGUUUGGUUAGCACUGUAAAAGCUUGGCUUUAAAAGUUGUAGUGAAAUCCAUAUUAUAAACAACAUUUUUAAAAGCAUAGCUUCUCAUAAAGUAUGUUACUGCUGUUGACUGACUGUAUAAAAUGGUAUCUUUAGUUGGUAAAGUGAUCAAUAAAUGUGUUACUACAUCA